AUGCGCUUCGGCGUCGCUGUGGUCUUCCUCGUAGCUGCGUUCGUGGCAAGUUUCACCCACAUCGAUAGCACCGAACACGUUGCCCUUGUCGACGACGAUCGUCGUCUUCGUGCAGAGGCCCCCGUUAACAAGGCCGGCGCUUCUAAACUUGCCGGGGAACUGGGAGUGAAGCUGAAGGAGAACCCUGCUCUGACGAAGACUGUUAACACCAUCAAAAAAUCAGGUGGCAAUAUCGUGGCUAUCAAAAACACCGUCAAGCAAUUCGCUGGUAAGCUUGCCAAGGAUGGAGCCAAGAUAAGUGAUGAAAGCGUUACCAAGAUAUCGAAAACUAUAUCUGAAGUCCUGCAAAAGCAUCCGCGUGCUAAAAAAAACGCCAAGAUAACGUAUAUCAUCGCCACUGGACUGCUUUCCAAGUACGGUUUAUACAAACUACUGUUUGAUAGGGACUCCGAUAAGAACAGCACGGCUCCAGCUAACACUACAACCGCGACUAGUACUACUACUACGGCAUCGAAUGUAACGUUAAAAUAA
Phytophthora nicotianae INRA-310 is the source of this 531-nucleotide messenger RNA. RefSeq lists its product as hypothetical. The transcript has a single exon. The record is from RefSeq and is a predicted model, not a curated record. Bases 1 to 531 code for a protein of 176 amino acids. NCBI's taxonomy places the organism in Eukaryota, Oomycota, Peronosporomycetes, Peronosporales, Peronosporaceae.